AUGGGCCCCCCACGGAAACCACACAGGAAGUCGAGGAAAGGCUGCAUCGAGUGCAAGCGUCGCCAUAUUAAGUGUGAUGAAAGCCAGCCAAAGUGUGUCAAUUGCAAUGUGUCGGCGCGACACUGUUCUUAUGAAGACCUGGUGUCCGAGGCGCGCGCUUUCAUUCCAGCAUCGUUACCAAAGAGGACCAGGUCCAGGCCGCAAGCUGAACGUGCCUCACCCUUGGUUACUUGCCCAGCAAGCUCGUCCAGCUCUACCGGUACUCCGCCUGCUGACAGCCCGCCACUGAACAAGCUGCAUCUAGAGCUUUUCCACCACUUCUUCAGCCAUAUUCUGGCCUUCUUCUGUCUGGAUAGUCAUCUAUCUUCUGGCCUCUCCUCUCUAGAAAUGACACAAUGCAUCUUCACCGCCCCCUUUCUGAUGAAUGAGAUCCUGGGAUUUGCCGCCUUGCACCUUAGCAUUGUGCGCCCUCUGCAGCAGAGCUUCUACCGACACCAUGCAGCCGGGCUGCAGACCCACGCACUGACAGAAUUCAACAGCGCCAACAUGGAUGUCACCCCGGAAACUUGCCUCCCCAUGUUUCUCUUCUCCUCAAUCCUGGCCCUCCAUAUGCUCAGCGAAAAGCUUCUCUUUCGAACUGGCGGCUUUGACACAUUCCUCAACGAGUUUGUCCAGUCUCUGAGGCUGCAUCGCGGCGUCCGCGCAGUGACAGCUCAAUCCUGGCCUCUAUUGCUACAGUCACCGCUCAAGUCUCUGCUUGAGGCAGAAGGCAACGCGCUAACGAGGAAUGAGGGUGGUUGUGGCAAUGAAUGCGCGGCAUUGAUGGACCUCUUAGAUUCUUCGGACUCCAUGAAUACGUCGGUUCGAAAUACCUACAGGGAGACAAUCAAACAUCUCCAGAGUGCCUUUGAUGGAAGCCACCAGCACCCCUCCAGAUUCUCUGCAGUCGGACCGGUCAUCUCCUGGCCUGUCAUUAUUCCACCGAGGUAUAUCGAUCUGCUAGAAGAGCGCACCCCCGAAGCCCUGGUUAUUCUCGCUUACUUUGGCGCUCUGUUGUACCUUCACCGGGAGAUGUGGAUAUUUGGCGAUAGCGGGGCUUAUAUCAUUACCUCCAUCAAGGAUUAUUUAGGCCCUGACUGGGAGAGUUGGUUACGCUGGCCUAGCGAAUUCGUUCAGCCGUGGGCUGAAAAUGCUUGA
Aspergillus versicolor CBS 583.65 is the source of this 1197-nucleotide messenger RNA. Its product is annotated as Zn(II)2Cys6 transcription factor domain-containing protein. The coding region runs from base 1 to 1197 and encodes 398 amino acids. The record is from RefSeq and is a predicted model, not a curated record. NCBI's taxonomy places the organism in Eukaryota, Fungi, Ascomycota, Eurotiomycetes, Eurotiales, Aspergillaceae. The transcript is spliced from 2 exons. Gene Ontology annotation, molecular function: zinc ion binding; DNA-binding transcription activator activity, RNA polymerase II-specific. Gene Ontology annotation, biological process: regulation of transcription by RNA polymerase II.